This is a messenger RNA of Thermothelomyces thermophilus ATCC 42464, 1683 nucleotides long. RefSeq lists its product as uncharacterized. The transcript is spliced from 2 exons. NCBI's taxonomy places the organism in Eukaryota, Fungi, Ascomycota, Sordariomycetes, Sordariales, Chaetomiaceae. Gene Ontology annotation, cellular component: cytosolic tRNA wobble base thiouridylase complex; mitochondrion. Gene Ontology annotation, biological process: tRNA wobble position uridine thiolation. The record is from RefSeq and is a predicted model, not a curated record. Gene Ontology annotation, molecular function: tRNA binding. The coding region runs from base 198 to 1406 and encodes 402 amino acids.
GUCGUGAAACCCCGCGCCGACCAACUGGUUAGACUCAUCUAGGCUUUCAUUUCGAGUCAAAUGCAAAGCCCGAGAAGCCAUGAAUAAGAACAGGCCUUAAGUUUUACAGCAACAUUUAACCCACGAUUUGAAAGUACGCGCAUUCAGCAGAACUAAUACCCCACCAUCAUUUUGACGAUCCAAUCCUCGCCUUCAGUAUGGCGCCUGUACUUUGCGCCAAUUGCAAGACUGAGCGAGCGCUCAUUAAACGGCCCAAGAACCACGCAAAGCUGUGCAAGGCUUGCUUCAUUAGAGUUUUCGAGGACGAAGUACAUCACACCAUCACAUCAUCGCGGCUCUUCUAUCCCGGGGAGAAGGUGGCAAUAGGAGCCUCUGGCGGCAAGGACUCGACCGUCUUGGCCUCUGUUCUCAAGACGCUAAAUGAGCGACACGGCUAUGGACUCGAGCUGGUUCUCUUGAGCAUAGAUGAAGGCAUCAAAGGGUACCGUGACGACUCGCUGGAGACAGUCAAGCGGAAUGCCGUGCAGUACGACAUGCCGCUCACGGUAGUCGGCUAUGACGAGCUGUACGGCUGGACGAUGGACCAGGUCGUCGAGACCAUCGGCAAGAAGGGCAACUGCACAUACUGCGGCGUCUUCCGCCGGCAGGCACUCGACCGUGGCGCAAAGAUGCUGGGCAUCAAGCACGUUGUGACGGGCCACAAUGCCGACGAUGUCGCCGAGACGGUUCUCAUGAACCUCCUCCGCGGCGAUCUGGCCCGUCUCUCUCGGAGUACCAGUAUCGUCACAGGAGACGACCAGUCUGAAGUCAAGAGAAGCAAGCCUCUUAAAUACUCGUAUGAGAAGGAAAUCGUCCUUUAUGCUCAUCAUAAGAAGCUCGACUACUUCAGCACAGAGUGCAUAUACAGCCCUGAGGCGUUUCGCGGGAGCGCUAGAAGCCUUAUCAAGCAGUUGGAGAGAGUACGUCCGACUGCCAUUCUGGACAUAGUUCGAAGUGGAGAAGACAUGGCCAGGCUAGUCCCCGGGGAGCCGCUGUCCUCGUGCGCUUGCAAGGGACAGAAGACGGCUUCCUUGGUGCCUGCAGAGGACGAUCUCGGCGGGUGCGGCUCGCAGAACGGGCGGACGCCAGGAGACGAGAUGGCUGCCAUGGACAAACAGCUGAGGGAGAAUGAAGCGCACGAGGGGCUCGAGAUUGACGUUGCCAAGGAAAUGUCCGAGAGCAAGAAGAACGGGGGCGAGAAACAGAAGGCCCUCCCCAUAAGAAAUGGCAACGGUGCAUCGAAGGGUGUCGCUCGUCAGGUUCGUGGAAACUGCAAGCGCUGCGGUUACAUGUCGAGUCAGGAUAUAUGUCAGGCGUGCAUGCUCCUCGAAGGCUUGAAUAAGAAUCGGGCCCGGAUACAAUUAUAGAGAUUGAGUAUUGGAGGUGCUGAAGAGCGGUACGGAAUUCUGUGAUUGUCUCUGCGUGGAGGGCGUAUGGUGGCCUACUGAAUACUCCCCUGGAGCUAUCCUCCCAUCGCACAUGCCCCUCGAAUGCGUCUCGCUCUACGACAUCCUCUUCUCGACCCUCCAGGGGUUGUUUAAUUCGAACCCGGGCGGCGCUAUCGGGUUGUCUGUUUGCCCUCGCAGGUAUCCAGUGAGUCUCCUGUCGCGGUCCAUCACUGUUCCGAGUCGUCAGCAAACCAGG